Messenger RNA from Exophiala mesophila, 1352 nucleotides. RefSeq lists its product as uncharacterized. NCBI's taxonomy places the organism in Eukaryota, Fungi, Ascomycota, Eurotiomycetes, Chaetothyriales, Herpotrichiellaceae. Gene Ontology annotation, molecular function: FMN binding; riboflavin reductase (NADPH) activity. The coding region runs from base 135 to 1091 and encodes 318 amino acids. The record is from RefSeq and is a predicted model, not a curated record. The transcript has a single exon.
CGACACCUUUGAUUCCUGUUGUACUUCAUAUUGAUUCUACUCCUAGGGAACUGGAUCCAGCCUCGACAUAUCUCGGUUCUCUAUCGUCAUAAUGGCAGCAUGUCAAAACACUAUACACACCCUUGACUCGUGACAUGACGCCGGUCAAUUCGCUCUUCAAAGGAAGAACAGCUCUCAACAGCAUUCGCCAUGUGGAUUCACGGCAUCUUUCGAGUUCUCGCCUGAGCGUAUCUGAUGCUGCAGCUCACCAAUCAUCCGUCAUUGUUACUCUCACAAAUUCAUUCUCACACCUUCACUAUGGAAGCUGUUCAAUCACCACAUUUGCCAGGCCAAGGCUAGUGGCUCGCCCAACAGCCUUGGUCAUAUCUCCUAAGCAGGUCUGCUUUUCGAGUUCGGUCAAGCACCACGACUUCAAACCCCGCGACCCGCAGUCAGGGGACCUACAGAACUCGGUCAAGCAGGUUAUGCGCCAUGUACCUCAUCCUGUCGCAGUCAUCACUGCCACCGAUAUUUCUUCGCAUCCCACAGGCGGAGAGCAGGGUUGGAGAGGUGCCACUGUAUCAUCUUUCAACAGCGUCACCCUGACUCCAGUUCCCGUUGUCUCCUUCAACAUAAAGCAGAUAUCAUCGACAUACGACGCCAUCAAGAGCUCGGGCGUGUUCAAUGUUCACCUAUUGAGCGAGGAAGUUGAAUCCACCGAUGUGGCCAUCAAAUUCGCCAGUGGCAACGCCUCAUCACCUUUCCAUACGGAAGAUGGGGAAAUUGAAAGCUUUGCACACCUGACUGAUCCUGUGAAGACCGCUUCAUGGGGAAAAUUGGCGCCCAUUUUACAAUCCUGGGAUGACAAAGGUCAGCUGAUGGUCCCUUUCAGGUUUCAUUGCCGAUAUCUCGGUGACAAGACCGUUGAGGUUGGUGAUCACGUGGUCGUGUUCGGCGAAGUGUCUCAGGUCUUUCAUGAUGACAAGGCUUUCCAUGACCAAGCAGCCACACUGCCAAAGCCAUGUUUGGUGUAUGUGAAUGGCAGGUAUUCUAGGGUUGAUGCACACGGACAUAGAGUGCCUCUAGUCCAACGGCGGACGAUCCGGGUAUAGCUUACCGUGGACAGCGGUCGCCAGAGACUCUUGGCCUGUGGGUCGAUACCUUGUUUCUGGCCACAAGGUGUACCUCAUAGAGUGACAAGGAUUGUCACAAGAAGAUGGCGUGAACAGCAUCUCGGAGGACAACACAUCGACUAUAAAAUCUGCUGAGAGCCUAAAGAACAAUUUGUAAAAUACAGUGUAAAAAUACAACGCUAAGCCUUUUUCGGCCAAUAUAGCAUCGCAACUCUGGGGAAAUCUUUCCACCUCAUGAAC